AUGCCAGAUUUGGAAUCCCAGGGUACACCCAUCAAUUUUGAUCAGUUGAGUAGUUCUCUCGCAGAUCACUUGUAUGAUGCGAGUACCAAGGUAAACAGUGUGCAAAAGCUUCUGUCGCGCCAAAAGGCACGCAAAAACUCAACAAAAUUAGAUUACCGAAUUGUCGAUUUAGUGGAAGAAGCUGCUGCGCUGCUCAAGCAAUCACGGUCUGACUUGCAAACACUUUUGGAUUGGGAUACGCGACAGCUGACAAAACAGCAGGUUUUGUCUCAAGAGAGACUUCAGAGAGAAUUUGAUCAACUGUUGAAGCAGUUCCAAUCACAACAACGAGAUCUAGCAGAGGUUCAACAUGCUGUUCUGAUAGAAGCUCAAAAGGAUAGCAAUGCCUCAAGCAGCGAGCGUUCUCAUCUUUUAGAGAGAAAAAAUGACUACGAUGAUAGUGGUAAUGGCCAAUAUGAAAGCUUAAGUGAGCACCUCCACCACAAACAGCUUACAGAACAAUUACAAGAUCACCCGUCUGGUGAAUUUCGAGAAUCUGCUCAAGAGCAAAUGCUAGAUGUGGUGCGUCAAGAAGACGUGGAUUUUCAACAAAGCCUUCUUCAAGAGCGUGAGCUAGAGAUUCGCACAAUACAGGAAGGGAUUGCGGAAAUUAAUGCCAUUUUUAGAGACCUAGGAACUCUGGUUACUCAGCAAGGUGAGCAAAUUGACUCGGUAGAAGACAAUGUAACCGACAUGGCGGCCAACACGCACAGCGCAGUCGACGAGCUGGUGACAGCUAAUGAAUAUCAGCGCAAAAAGCGUAACUGGUCAAUACGCGUUUCUCUUCUGUAUAUAAUGAAAUUCUCUCAUGCCGCUGUGUUGGCUCUCGCGUCGUACGCCUCGGCUCUCGACUUGAGCUCUUUUAGCCAACUCCGACUUGGUCUUUCUGGACUUUUUGAUAAAUCCGAGGCCGCCCACGAUUACAAACCCUCCAACGAAAACCAGCGUAUGGCUCAGCGUCUUAUUGGUUCAGUCGCGUCAUCUCUUGGACAAACCUGGGACCAGAUUCCUGACAAUGCCGUCGAUGUGUGGGCCGAGGUUCUUGAAAAAUUCCCUGACUCUGUUGCAGAGCUCAAGUUUAAGGCCAAGCAAAGCCUUAAGAGCUCUAUCAAUUCUUUUAGCAGUCCUCUUAAGUCUUUUGCCACUUCUCAAGAAAAACCUAAAGAGCAAACUGAAAAGGAAAAGGAAGAGUUUGAAGCUGCAGGUUGGGAAGGCGUUGUUGUUAACCAGGCUCUUCCUAACCACAGUUUACGUUUCAAGUCUCCCGAGGUUUUAGGAGUUGAUUCGACUAAACAGUACUCCGGUUACCUUGAUGUUGCAGAUGGUAAGCAUUUGUUUUUCUGGAGUUUUGAGUCGCGCAACGACCCCAAGAACGAUCCUAUUGUUCUUUGGCUUAAUGGCGGACCUGGCUGUUCCUCUCUCACUGGUCUUUUUUUUGAGCUUGGUCCUGCUCGCAUUGACAAAAACCUGAAGGUAGUCAAGAACCCAUACUCUUGGAAUAACAAUGCUACUGUUAUUUUCCUUGACCAGCCUGUUAAUACCGGUUACUCUUACACUGAAGGCGAUACCGUGUCUGACACGAUUGCCGCUUCCAAGGACACUUAUGCUUUCCUUAAACUCUUUUUCCAAGCUUUUCCUGAAUACGCUCCUCUUGACUUCCAUAUUGCUGGUGAAUCUUAUGCUGGUCAUUAUAUUCCCGUCUUUGCUUCUGAAAUUCUUUCUCAUAGUGAUAGAAACUUUAACCUUACCUCUAUUCUUGUUGGCAAUGGUCUUACUGAUCCUCUCAGACAGUAUGAUCAAUAUGCCCCUAUGGCUUGUGGAAAGGGCGGCGCCCCUCCUGUCCUUGAUGAUGAUCAAUGCCAGGGUAUGUAUAAUGCUCAGCCUAGAUGUGAUCGCCUUAUUCAAGCUUGCUACUCUUCCCAAUCUGCCUGGAUUUGCACUCCUGCCGCGAUAUACUGCAACAAUGUCAUGAUUGGACCCUAUCAGCAAACUGGAAAGAAUGUUUAUGAUAUUCGCACUCCUUGUGGUAAAAGCAGUUUGUGUUAUGAUGACCUUGAUUUUGUUGACAAGUAUCUCAACCAAGAUUUCGUCAAGCAGGCCGUCGGUGCUAAGGUUGAUACUUACACUGGCUGCAACUUUGAUGUGAAUAGAAACUUUUUGACUGCUGGAGAUUGGAUGAAGCCAUAUUACACUGCUGUCACUGAUGUGCUCUCUAAGAAUGUCCCAGUCCUUAUUUAUGCCGGUGACAAGGAUUUCAUUUGCAAUUGGCUUGGUAACCAGGCUUGGGUCCGCCAACUGCAGUGGUCUGGUUCUACAGGCAUGGCUAACGCUAAGGUUGAACCUUGGCUUGUUGAUGGUAAAGAAGCUGGUCAGAAGUUUAACUACGAGCACUUUACCUUCUUGAGAGUUUACAAUGCGGGCCAUAUGGUUCCUUACGACCAACCAAAGAAUUCGCUUGCCAUGUUUAACAAAUACAUCAAUGGUAACUUGAAACUCAAAUAA
Messenger RNA from Magnusiomyces paraingens, 2541 nucleotides. RefSeq lists its product as uncharacterized. Gene Ontology annotation, cellular component: fungal-type vacuole; membrane. Gene Ontology annotation, molecular function: SNAP receptor activity; serine-type carboxypeptidase activity. Gene Ontology annotation, biological process: proteolysis; intracellular protein transport; vesicle-mediated transport. Bases 1 to 2541 code for a protein of 846 amino acids. The record is from RefSeq and is a predicted model, not a curated record. Lineage: Eukaryota; Fungi; Ascomycota; Dipodascomycetes; Dipodascales; Dipodascaceae. The transcript is spliced from 2 exons.